CAUUUCAAAUUUGUUCAAACAAAGGAUUGCAGAUCGGAUCUGUAGAUCGCAAAGAUAACAUGAAUAUGCGAGAUGCACGUUGGUCGGCCGCCCGGUCACCCCCGAGGCGGUGGUCGCUGGCAGUGUGUGUCGGGCGGCGGCCGGUGGGACACGCCACCGGGACUACGGGACGGGGCGCCAUGCCGCUGCGCCACCUGUUCGUGACCGGCGCGGUGCCCGUGAGCGACGAGCUAGAGGGAGACGCGCUGCGCUGGCCGUUCGUCCACCAGCUACUCCGCUGGGACAGCAUCGUCAGCACCGUGUUCGGCCACCUGCGGACGGCGGCUGAUGAUGCCACCGACAGCAGGACCGGCGGCAAGGCUGGCGAUCCCGCAGUGAAGGUUUCGGAGGAUGCUCCCCAGCCGAUGUCCCGUCCCGUCAGGAAGUUCUCUGAGCCCCCGGUUCUCCGGGCUCAGACCAGCAGCACUGACACCGAGGACGGGAAGCUGGGGUCCGUCUCUGCACACCCAGCGCUGUUCUCCAGUCUGCAGCUGCGUCUCGGUUACCUUCAGCACGUGAGGCGGCUGAGCCGGAGGGAGAACAGGGCGGCGGCGAGCGCUCCUCCUCCGGCGCCGGUGCCGAGCCGGCGGGUCAGCGCUCCGUGCCGGCCCAGCGCGCUGGCAGCCCGCCUCAGGAAGAUCUCCGUCACCGACACGCUGCGCCAGGUCGGAAAGGACCUGCGCCGCAUCGCGGACCACCUCCAGCUCAGCAAACUCGUGGGCGGACGGUCCGUGUCCGGGGCGAGCCGUGACAUCAGCUGGAUGUACCCUGUCGUCACCAUGGGCUGUGUCCUCGUCUGUGGCAUCACAGCCGUCCUGGGACGCGCCUGCCGCCACUGAGGAUCUCCUCGGUGGAUCGAGUGGGAAGACUUGGCUGAGCGGGACUUCUUUGACAUCGCAGUGUAGUGAUUUUGGCUACGCUGUGUUGCUCCCAAGACCGGUACUCGUUCAGUUACAGGGUCGUGGGAAGGUAUCGCUGAAAUGAAGAGUCAGUGUUAGUCAGCAGGUACUUGAUCCACGGGCCCACGGUUUUGGUGUGAGCGAUUUAGAGACUCGGGUUCGAUGCCCGGUGCAGUUGUGAUGAUAAAGUAGAAUUCCUAUUUUCUAUUAAUCUAUAUAUUCCAUUGAAAACAUUUAUUUUUUGUGCUGUAACAUAUAACUCCACGAUGUCUGAUGUGUGGUACUGGAAUAUCUACUACAUCCUAAGCGACUACUGCAUGUGCUGGGCGACAAGCUCGCACAUUCUGUUCGUAUUGGUAAAUGGCGCAAAUAUACAUGAAUAUUGUCAUUGAUA
This is a messenger RNA of Amphibalanus amphitrite, 1332 nucleotides long. RefSeq lists its product as uncharacterized. Bases 60 to 878 code for a protein of 272 amino acids. NCBI's taxonomy places the organism in Eukaryota, Metazoa, Arthropoda, Thecostraca, Balanomorpha, Balanidae. The record is from RefSeq and is a predicted model, not a curated record. The transcript is spliced from 4 exons.